UCGCAGUGAGUGCACGGACACGCCCUCCUCAACUGCUUCGACGGUAGACACUUUGCUGAGUGUUGACCAGCAGAAGAAGUGUUCUUCCACUUCUCCUGUCAAUAUAAUCCAGCAAUAUUCGCUAAUUAUGCGGUGCUGAUAGAUCGACCUACCGCACGUGACUGAAAUCAAAACUGCUGGGCAAAGAUGGACCGCAGAAAAUUAUCGACGUCAGGAGACUCGCUGUACCAGGUAUUGGAGCUGCCUAAGACAGCCACUGCCGAUGACAUCAAGAAGACGUACCGGAAGCUGGCUCUCAAGUUUCACCCGGACAAGAACCCUAACAACCCCGAGGCAGCUGAUAAGUUUAAGGAAGUCAAUCGGGCACACAGCAUCCUCAGCGACCUCACCAAGAGGAACAUUUACGACAAUUACGGCUCUCUCGGCCUCUACAUUGCCGAGCAGUUUGGAGAGGAAAAUGUCAAUGCAUACUUCUUGGUUACAUCACCUUGGUGCAAGGCGCUUAUCACCUUUUGCGGCGUCGUCACGGGUUGUUACUUUUGCUGUUGCUGUUUCUGUUGUUUCUGCAACUUCUGCUGCGGAAAGUGCAAGCCGCGACCUCCCGAGGACUCUGGUGACUACCACACCUUGAACCAGAGGGCGCCGACGUCAGGCCCAGAAACUGUUGUGUCUGAGCAACCCAAGUCGAAACAGGAGGACUACAGCGACGUGGAAGAGAAGCAGCAGGCCAAUGCCACCGACGACCCCACCGUCACCUCGCAGCCGAUGGGCGGCGUCGGCGGCGGCAUGCCCCACAUGAACGCCGGCCCCACCGUCUACGCCAUGCCCCCGCCGCCGAGUGCCCCUUCCGAAGCAACUUCCCUCAACCCUGGAGAUAAGGUCACUUACACCCCAGGUACUUAUCCUCAGUGAAGACGCGUGUAGCCCUUGGAGUAGAAGGCAUGUCCGAAAGGGGAUCUCCGGCACACCAGGCUCAGCAGUGGUAAAUUCCGAAACCAAUGCUAGUAUAGAGGCAUCCAAACAAAUUUUACUAUUCGCUUGUUUCCCAGUCUCUAAUUAUUAUUUAUUGUGAUCGUAAAGUUGCAUUUUUUGCAAGAUGCGACCUUGAGUUGUCGGGUGUUUAAAGACCAGGCCAUUUAAUUUAACGACGUUAGUUUUUACUUAGCUGACUCAAUUUUUGAUUGAAUUUUCGCGGCGGACACCUUAUAUCCAUUCCCGUUUGUGAGAUGUCUAACGAGACAUUGCUACUUUGAAAUGUCAAUAGUUAUAUAUAUUUUGGUUUGAAUUAAACUCGUGGUUUUAUUACGGUCGUGUUAAGCACAGACAAAUUUAUGAAAAUAAUCAAGCGAGGCGCUUCCUUGUCCUUGCAAGUUACUGUUGCUACGAUAUCAAAGUAUUACGAAAAUGGUCCGAGUGUUGGUCAAGAGAUGAGGUUUGUUGUUUUUCCUUCCGCGGUCGCCACAGCUGGCGCUGAGGGAAUCGUCCGGUCGCGGUCGGAAGGACAAAGAAAGCGACGCGAUUUCGGUCCACUCUGGUGUGUUUACUGCGGGCGGAGUAUUUUCAAACGAGUUUCAUCGACAGACAUGCAUAAAAUAUAGAAUAAUAAAUAUCAUACUACGGCUAGUUGAAUUAAUAUAUAUAAUUGUUCUCGUGUUUGCACUUACGAACGAAACACCACUCAUCAGUUUGCAGAAGCCUAGCCAUUUUUAUUCUGCCUCGAGAAUGAACAAAAUGUGAUGGUGCUGAUUCGAAUCAUUCAUUGCUCUAGCAGAAUUUAAGUCGUUGAUGUUUUGUUUCUCUUUGGCGAAUGAAACCCCACUUGAAAAUGCCCCGCACUCUCUUUUCUCUAUAAGUCGCUGUAGGUUUCGAUUAUAAAUACUGUGUAAUAUAUCCGAUAUAUAUAUCACGUCUCACAGGUUCAAAUCAUUCAUGAAAUUUCAAUAUAAACCUAAUUAUUGUUGACAAAGCUGAGAUAUUACCUACAAAUAUUUAAAGCUGAUGUGUAAAAUGCACUCUACUGUAACUACGAAUAAAAUUGAGAAAUUCAAUUAA
Cloeon dipterum is the source of this 2052-nucleotide messenger RNA. RefSeq names its product Cysteine string protein (gene Csp). The record is from RefSeq and is a predicted model, not a curated record. Bases 187 to 912 code for a protein of 241 amino acids. NCBI's taxonomy places the organism in Eukaryota, Metazoa, Arthropoda, Insecta, Ephemeroptera, Baetidae. Gene Ontology annotation, cellular component: type Is terminal bouton. The transcript is spliced from 7 exons. Gene Ontology annotation, biological process: regulation of neuromuscular synaptic transmission.